Molecule: messenger RNA, 462 nt
Organism: Zophobas morio
Lineage: Eukaryota; Metazoa; Arthropoda; Insecta; Coleoptera; Tenebrionidae
Product: very long chain fatty acid elongase F-like
Exons: 4
Biological process (GO): fatty acid elongation, monounsaturated fatty acid; fatty acid elongation, saturated fatty acid; sphingolipid biosynthetic process
Cellular component (GO): endoplasmic reticulum membrane
Molecular function (GO): fatty acid elongase activity
Source: RefSeq, a predicted model, not a curated record
AUGGGAUUCGCCGAAAUUUGCCAGUUUACGCUUAUGCAAUCACCAUUCCAGGCUUUAUUUCUCAUAGUUUUCUAUCUUUUAUUCGUCCUCAAACUGGGACCAAUCUGGAUGAAGGACAGGCAGCAGUUUGAGAUGAAAAAAGUCCUGAUGGUGUACAACACGUCUCAAAUAUUUUUCAACACGUACCUCUUGAUUAAGUUAGUGCCGCUUUUGUUCAAAUUAAAUCUUUUCUGUGGACCCAUUGAAGAGUCAGAACUUAAAAUGUACUCCACAUUGUCGGAUCUUUGUUACAAGUACAUCUUGCUUAAAGUGUAUGAUAUGAUAGAGACGGGAUUUUUUGUCCUCCGAAAAAGCCAUAGACAGAUAACCUUUUUACACGUUUUUCAUCAUGUUAUGGUAUUUGGAGGGUCUUGUCUCGCUGCUCAUUAUUUUUUAGAAAGUAGGAAGUAUCCUCUGGGUCCA